AAUUGCAGUGGUAUAUAUAGAUAAGAGUGAAGAAAAUGAAGCUACAGUAGUGUUAUUUUAGGUUCUGCUUCGUUCCUCCAUAGGGUCAUGGAGAGCUUCAAGGGAGACGACGAAACAGAGAAAAAUCUUGCAGUAGCUCUCCUACAACCAGAACAGGCGGUUAUUCAUGCAGAACAACGACACGGCCAAUCGUACGAGGAACAAAGUUUCGGUAACAAACUCUGGGUCGAAACGAAGAAGCUAUGGGUAAUUGUGGGGCCCUCCAUCUUCAGCCGCCUGGCCUCGUUCAACAUGAACGUUAUCACCCAAGCCUUCGCCGGUCACUUGGGUGAGGUGGAACUCGCCGCCAUUUCUAUAGCGAACACCGUCAUCGUCGGCUUCAAUUUCGGCCUCCUGCUGGGGAUGGCGAGUGCGUUGGAGACACUGUGCGGGCAAGCGUAUGGCGCGAAGAGAUACCACAUGUUGGGAAUAUACAUGCAGAGGUCAUGGAUUGUUCUCUUCUUGUGCUGUUUCCUGCUGUUGCCGUUUUACAUAUUCGCGACGCCGCUUCUGAAGUUUCUGGGACAGCCGGAUGAUGUGGCAGAGUGGAGCGGCGUGGUGGCGGUGUGGCUGAUUCCUCUGCACUUCAGUUUCGCGUUUCAGUUUCCUCUGCAGAGGUUCCUCCAGUGCCAGCUGAAGACGGCGGUUAUUGCGUGGGUAUCCCUGGCGGGUUUGGUGGUGAAUGCGGUAACCAGUUGGCUCUUGGUGUAUGUGUGGGAUUUUGGACUUUAUGGUGCAGCUAUUUCUUUGGACAUAUCAUGGUGGGUUUUGGUUUUUGGCAUGUAUGCUUACGCUGCCUAUGGUGGUUGCCCUUUAACUUGGAAAGGUUUCUCAGUUGAAGCCUUUUCUGGACUCUGGGAAUUCCUCAAACUCUCUUCUGCUUCUGGGGUCAUGUUAUGCUUGGAAAAUUGGUACUACAGAAUACUCGUUCUUAUGACUGGCCAGUUGGAGAAUGCCACCAUAGCCGUUGAUGCCUUGUCUAUAUGUAUGACCAUUAAUGGGUGGGAGAUGAUGAUUCCCCUGGCUUUUUUCGCCGGUACAGGAUAUCAUCAGAUUCCACGUAACUUAAAGGAAACAAGAGUAAGGGUGGCAAACGAGCUAGGUGCAGGGAAUGGAAAAGGAGCAAAAUUUGCAACGCUAGUGUCAGUGACAGAAUCAAUAGUGAUUGGGGUUGUGUUCUGCGUUCUGAUAAUGAUGUUUCAUGACUAUUUGGCUUACAUAUUCACCACCAGCUCUUCGGUGCUACAAGCCGUUGACGACAUGUCAUUCCUCUUGGCCAUAACCAUUCUUCUCAAUAGUGUUCAGCCAAUUUUGUCAGGAGUGGCUGUUGGUUCGGGAUGGCAAGCAUAUGUAGCAUACAUAAAUAUAGGAAGCUAUUACCUCAUCGGUCUCCCACUCGGAAUUAUCAUGGGAUGGGUCUUCAAAACUGGUGUUGCUGGUAUAUGGACUGGCAUGAUCUUCGGUGGCACAGCACUUCAAACAUUGAUACUCAUCAUAGUAACCAUACGAUGUGAUUGGGAAAAGGAGGCGGAGAAAGCUCGGUUUAGCGUGAAUAAGUGGUCAAGAUCUAAUUCCAAUGGCGCACUGCAAAUUCCCAAUUAACAUUCCAUUUUAUUUAAAUAAGUUGCACAGAAAAAAAAAUUAAAUAUAUUAUCAUACAAUACAAUACUGGUUAUCAUGAUUUUCAAUCUAUAUUCAAAGUUUUAAUUUACUA
This is a messenger RNA of Vigna angularis (adzuki bean), 1753 nucleotides long. Its product is annotated as protein DETOXIFICATION 27. The transcript is spliced from 9 exons. Gene Ontology annotation, cellular component: membrane. Bases 88 to 1641 code for a protein of 517 amino acids. The record is from RefSeq and is a predicted model, not a curated record. Gene Ontology annotation, biological process: xenobiotic detoxification by transmembrane export across the plasma membrane. Gene Ontology annotation, molecular function: antiporter activity; xenobiotic transmembrane transporter activity. NCBI's taxonomy places the organism in Eukaryota, Viridiplantae, Streptophyta, Magnoliopsida, Fabales, Fabaceae.